CGCGCGCCUGCCGGAAGCCCGCGUCGGAGGCCACGCGCAGGAUGGCAGAACAGAAGAGAAAAGUUACCGAAGUGACAGAGAAAAAGAACAAACAAUUGAAGAAGGCAUCCACAAAAGAGAUCCAGCUGGCUCCUCGAGCCGUGUCGGGCACCAAGCGAGCGCACCCCGAGGGAGAAGCAGUGUUGGGGGCCAGGCAGGAGACGGCCCCCCAGCUGCCCGUGCUGACCCCGGAAGAGAAGAGGGUCCUGGAGAGGAAGCUGAAGAAGGAGCGGAGGAAAGAGGAGAGGAAGCGGCUGCGGGAGUCAGGAGCAGCCCAGAGCCUGUCGGCCAAGCGCUCCGGGGCCCAGCUGGCCCUGGACUACCUCCGUGGCUGGGCCGAGAAGCACGAGAACUGGAGAUUUCAGAAGACGAGGCAGACCUGGCUGCUGAUGCAUAUGUACGACAGUGACCAGGCUCCCUCCAGAGCAGCCCGCCACCCUGGACGGGCCCUGCUCUGCCGGCUCUUGCGUGGCUCAUGCUCGGGCCUCUCUGCGACCCUGCAGCACAGUGCCGGGAUGCUCCUCGGCGGGACCAUUGCAGUAACAGCUGUGUGGUGCCGCCUGCUGGAUCAGCAGAGGCCAUGACGUGAGGCAGAACUGUCCUCGGUCCCACACGUGUCCAGUCAGCCCGGCGUACGGAGUAGAAGAAACCAAGCUAGCAUCUGUCUCCCCCGGGAGCCUCGCUCCCAGCCCCCAAGGCAGAGGCAACACGGGCCCAACCUCAGGUGGCCACCUGCCUGCGUAGGGCAUCGGUGUGUGUGUGCAUGCGCGUGUGUGUGUGUGCAUGUGCGCGUGGGCGCGCACACCCCCCACUGUGUUCGGAAGGACUUCCUUCCGGGAGCAGGAUAUAAGAUUUGGUUUCACGGGACAAGACAGAUCCAGAAGCCUGACCUACCCGCAGGGUGGAUGACAAGGGAGCAUGAGGGAAAGCCUGGAAAGUGCCCCUCACGGUCAGGACGCACCGAGAGGGGAGCCAAGGCCAGUCCCCAACAAGCCACGUUGGGCCGGCUGGAUAUCCACACGUCAAAGAAUGAAGGUGACCCCACCCAACCUCUAACAAAAGUGAAAAGUGAGUCGGAGCCGCAGAUGUCAGGGCUGACGCUCUCCUGUCAUGACCUCGGGCCAGGCACAGGUGCCUUAAACACAGCUCCACAAGCAUGGUGACACGGAGGGACAGGCAGACGGGACAGCCACCCACAGAAUGGGAGAAAGUGCAUGUGCGCCCCGUGUCCCGCGGCCGGUCUGCCACGCAGGGAGAACCUUCCUAGCUCGGUAACAGGACAGCCCCAUUUCAAAGUGGACAGAGGGUCCACGUAGACGCUUCUCCAGAGCAGACGGCCCAGGUGACCGGGAGGACCUGCAGUGGUGCCCCGCGUCGCUGGCGCUGGGGGGACGCCCACCAGCCCAGUGUGGCCGUGACGAGCAAGGACGGCCAGUGGUGCGUGUUGAUGAAGACACAGCUUCCCUCCCGUGUGCUCCUGGAGCACCCUGUUCCCGUGUUCCAGAUGGAUCGCAUCUCCGGGUUUCUCCAAGGAUGGCAACAAUACGGUUUUGACAUUUUCUUCUCUCUGUAUAACCUUUAUUUUAUCCAGGUUGCUUCUUGUUUGUUUGCUUGGCCUCUGACUUUGGAAUCAGAGACUUUGCUCCCAGGUGGUGCCCUGUGGGGGUGGCCAGGAAUGCACGCGGCCCGGUGGCCUGUGCACUUCCGUGUGGGUUCCAUGUGGGUUGAUGGGCUGGGCUCAGGAUCAUGGGUCUUCUCUCCUGUAUCCUCAGAUUUCAGAAUAGAAUCUUGUAGUCUUGCCCCAGGACACAGGCUUGGCUGCCGACACUGUGGAAGCCGGGUGGGGGGGUGGUGGCAGCCCAUUGGAGGAA
Molecule: messenger RNA, 1910 nt
Organism: Leptonychotes weddellii (Weddell seal)
Lineage: Eukaryota; Metazoa; Chordata; Mammalia; Carnivora; Phocidae
Source: RefSeq, a predicted model, not a curated record